Messenger RNA from Candidozyma auris, 498 nucleotides. RefSeq lists its product as uncharacterized. Gene Ontology annotation, molecular function: transcription coactivator activity; chromatin DNA binding. The record is from RefSeq and is a predicted model, not a curated record. Gene Ontology annotation, biological process: positive regulation of DNA-templated transcription. Bases 1 to 498 code for a protein of 165 amino acids. NCBI's taxonomy places the organism in Eukaryota, Fungi, Ascomycota, Pichiomycetes, Serinales, Metschnikowiaceae. Gene Ontology annotation, cellular component: nucleus. The transcript has a single exon.
AUGUCAGUGAACAUCGUGCAAGUAGAGAAUGGUCGUCCGAGACUCGAGCCCGGAGAAAUUAUCAAGUACAAGUCACACAGCUCACGUCAACAAUUGACAAUCAGACUGAAAUCGAAGGAUGCUUCGAUUAAGAUCAACAUUGAGGUCCUGGAGGGUCAUGUGUAUGUCACGAACCAGAGAUUACUCUAUGUUACAGCAUCUGAUGCUUCCAGGGGCGAUAUAGAGUCGUUCAGUAUAGUUUUCAAGCAACUCCCAUUGCUAAACUUCUCUCAUUCUUUGAAGUCAGGUUGGUUUGGAGCUAACUACUGGGAGUUCAUGAUUCUAAGUCCCGAAGAAGGUAUAUGUGAUGGUUUCCCCAAGGAACAGUACUACGUUGGCCUGAUAACGUUUAAAGAUGGUGGAAUGUAUGAUUUCGGAGGCAUCCUCAAUGUGGCUCUUAACGAUGCUGUCAAUAAUCCCCAAGUUGAUGACGAGUUACCAAGAUAUUCUGAGCUCUAG